Drechmeria coniospora is the source of this 2646-nucleotide messenger RNA. RefSeq lists its product as uncharacterized. The transcript is spliced from 7 exons. Gene Ontology annotation, biological process: regulation of gene expression. Lineage: Eukaryota; Fungi; Ascomycota; Sordariomycetes; Hypocreales; Ophiocordycipitaceae. The record is from RefSeq and is a predicted model, not a curated record. Bases 1 to 2646 code for a protein of 881 amino acids. Gene Ontology annotation, molecular function: protein binding; RNA polymerase II cis-regulatory region sequence-specific DNA binding; chromatin DNA binding.
AUGAUGCAGAUGCAGCAGCAGCAUCAGGCCCAAGUCGGCCCUCCCCAGAAUGUUCAGGCCUCCUUCGCCCCGUCGCACCAGAUUUCCGCCAUGAACGAAACCGUCUGGCUGCAGAUCGGAAGCUUUUCCGAGUUGCUGCGCAUCCCCGAGGAGGCCAUGCUUGCCUAUGAGCGGGCCCUGCAGGCGAACUCGACGUCCACGGCGGCCAUGAACGCCAUCGGCAUGCUCCUCAAGGGUCGCGAGGCCUUUGACAAGGCUCUCGAGUUCUUCCGAGCCAUCGUCCAGCUCGAGCAGAACAACGGCGAGGCCUGGGGGAAUCUUGGCCACUGCUAUCUCAUGACGGAAAAUCUGCAAAAGGCCUACGAUGCUUAUCAGCAAGCCCUCGUCAACCUCCGUGACCCCAAGGACCCGAUGCUGUGGUACGGAAUCGGCAUCCUGUACGAUCGGUACGGGAGCUACGACUACGCCGAGGAGGCCUUCUCGCAGGUCAUGCAGAUCCAGCCUGAUUUCGAAAAGGCCAACGAGAUUUACUUCCGCCUCGGCAUAAUAUACAAGCAGCAGACCAAGUUCAACCAGAGCCUCGAGGUGAGGCGCCCCGCCGCCGCUCUCUCCUCUCCCGCCACCGCCGUGGUAUGCAUGCUGACCUUGGCCCAGUGUUUCAAGUACAUCGUGAACUCGCCGCCCGGGCCCUUGACGCAGGAAGACAUCUGGUUCCAGAUUGGCCAUGUUCACGAGCAGCAGAAGGAUUUCGACAGCGCCAAGGCCGCCUACCAGCGGGUCCUGGAUCACUCGCCGAACCACGCCAAGGUUCUUCAGCAGCUCGGAUGGCUGCACCACCAGCAGAGCAACGCCUACGAAACCCAGGACCGCGCCAUCCAGUACUUGGAAAAGUCGGUCAGCGCAGACAACGCCGACGCCCAGAGCUGGUACCUGCUCGGUCGCUGCUACAUGUCGCAGCAAAAGUACCCCAAGGCGUACGAGGCCUACCAGCAGGCCGUGUACCGCGACGGCAAGAACCCGACGUUCUGGUGCUCCAUCGGCGUGCUCUACUACCAGAUCAACCAGUAUCGGGAUGCCCUCGACGCCUACUCUCGCGCCAUCCGCCUGAACCCCUACAUCUCCGAAGUCUGGUACGACCUCGGCACCUUGUACGAAUCGUGUAACAACCAGAUAACGGACGCGCUCGACGCCUACCAGCGCGCCGCCGAGCUUGACCCGAGCAACCCGCACAUCAAGGCCCGCCUCCAGCUCCUCCGCUCCGGCGGCACCAACGGAGGCCCGCCUUCGGUGCCCCCGCCGGCCGACGUGCACCCCCAGGCGUACCAGGCCGCCGGUCCUUCCGGGCCCGUCGGUCCCCAGUGGGGAGGUUCGACGCAGCAGCCCGCGCCCAGCGCUCCGCCGUCGGCGACGGGCGAGAACUGGGCUCGCGGCCUCUCCGGCGUCAACCCGCCGCCGCAGCCCCCCAACCCCUACGAGGGGCGCGAGGCCUUCCGUGCUCCGCCGCCGCCGCCGCAGCGCCAGCCCAGCCCGCAGCAGGAGCAGCAGAUGCGUCAGCAGCAGCAGCAGCAGCAACAGCAACAACAGCAGCAGCCGCCGCCGCCGCCGUCUCAGCAGCCGCCGUACGCCGACGCCCACCGCGGCGGUCCUCCGCGUCGUGGACCGUCUCCCGGCCCCGCCGCUCACCAGUACCCUCAAGGUCCGCCGCCGCCCCCGGCAGGUGACCGGAGAGUGAUCAACCCCAACUGGGCCGGCCCAACCCCCUCGGCCGCCGCGCCGCCCUCCAACGCCGGCAGCGGGCCCAACCCGCAGACCAACGGCAUGGCUCCCUUCCGGCCCAGCAACAACAGCCCUCGCCCUGAGGGUCGCGGGCCUCACGACAACCGCAUGCCGUCUCCCAAGUCCGCCUAUCCUCAGCACCAAGCGCCGCUCCCGCCCUUCGCCCAUCACCCGGACGCGCCGCCGCCGCAAGCCGUCUCCGAGAGCGGCCCUGCUCCUCUCCCGCCGCCAGAGUCGUCCGUCCAGCGCAUGGAUGACCGACCGCCUUCCGUCGGCCCCAAGCGGAUGCGUGAAUGGGAGGACGAGUCGGCCGCCAAGAAGCAGGCCAACGAGGAGAACCGAGCACGGCUCGGGGACAUGAGUCAUCGACGGCCUUCGACGCCGCCGCGCGACUCGUACCGCCGCAACUCCUCCGAGACGCGUCGCCCGGACGAGCAGCGUCGUGGGGAGGAAGCGAGGAAGGUCGACGAGACUCGUCCUCAGAACGAAAGCUAUCACCCGUCCGAGGCCGCCCACCACCCCCAACCCGCCGGUCCCAGCCAGCUCCCGCCCAUCCAGCAGGGUCCCGGUCCCCUGCAGGGCGUCAAGCUCGAGAAGCCGCCGACGGGCCCGACCGCCAAGGAGGAACGACCGCCGCCCGAGCAAGCGCCCGUCGCGCCCCCGGCCGCGACCACCACGGCCGAGCCUGAACGGGCCGCCAGGAAGAUGGACGUCGACGAGGAUUAUGACGAUAGCGGCGACGACGACAAAAAGGCCGUCCUCACAAACGGGACGGCCUCUGCGCAAGGAUCGGCUGAUGGAAAACCUUCGGCGCCGUCGGGUGCCAUCGUCAAUGGCUCGUCGGCCACCGUCGCCAAGUCCGAGUCAUGA